AUGACGUUACUUUUCAAAGGGUUGCUAUUUUUCAUUGCGGCGCAGGUUGUUGUCUACUCCUUAUUUUUCAAGCCAUCAAUUUCCUCAAAAGAGAUCCGGGGCAUCUUCGAGGAGUCCAAAAGCAGAAUCAAUUCCAGAUUCAAUGAAACAAGCAAGUAUCUCAAUCGUGCAAAGAUCAAAGGUGCAAGUAACUCAUAUAUUGAGCCAGUGUAUAUGAACGACCUCAAUCACACUGUUCUCACAGAAGAAAACAUUAGGCUCGAGAAUGCCACGAUUUUGGUUUUGUGUCGAAAUUGGGAGUUGGAAGAUAUCUUAUCGUCUAUGCGUUCCCUUGAAGAUAGAUUCAAUAAAGACUAUCAUUACCCGUGGACCUUUUUGAACGACGUUCCGUUUGAUGACGAUUUUAUUCAAUGGACUACCGAAAUGGCCAGCGGUAAAACGGAAUACGGUUUAAUUCCUGCUCAGGAUUGGAACACACCAUCUUUCAUCAACCAGACAAAGUAUGACGAGGGAAUCGAAGAAGCUAUCUCACGACAAAUUUUAUACGGCUUCUCCAAAUCGUAUAGAAAUAUGUGCCAUUUUAACUCAGGCUUUUUCUUUAGGCAGGAACUUGUCAAUCAGUACGAUUACUACUUCAGAGUUGAGCCUGGGGUUGAAUAUUUCUGCGAUUUCCAGAUGGAUCCAUUUCGACUCAUGCGUGAACAGCGUAAAAAGUAUUCAUUUGUCAUUACGCUUUACGAAUAUCCGGACACCAUUCCGACUCUUUGGGAGACCGUCGAAGAUUUUUUCAAUGAGUACCCACAACACUUGCAUCCCAACAAUAGUGCCGAAUUUAUUACUGACAAAAGCCCCAUCGGCACAAAUGCGUUAGACUUAGGGGAAACCUCAUAUAAUCUGUGCCAUUUUUGGUCAAACUUUGAGAUUGGAGAUUUGAAUUUUUUCAGAUCACAGGCAUACUUGGACUACUUCAACUAUUUGAGUAAGACUGGAGGGUUCUACUACGAGCGUUGGGGUGAUGCUCCUGUUCAUUCGAUUGCAGCAGCCAUGCUGCUUGACAAAAAUGAGAUCUUUCAUUUCGAAGAUAUUGGGUACACACAUGUUCCAAUUUUUUCAUAUCCUGAAAGUAAGCAGAUCAAGAAAUAUAAAAGGUGUAUUAUUCCAAAGGAUGAGAGAAAUUUAAACGUUGGGUUGGCAAGCUGUUUGCCAAGAUGGUGGAAAAUAGGAGGUGGAAAGCGGUUUUUAAAGGAAUACUACCACGAGGAGGAGUAUAUUGCAUACAAGGAACACAACAAAAUAGCAUAA
Molecule: messenger RNA, 1302 nt
Organism: Pichia membranifaciens NRRL Y-2026
Lineage: Eukaryota; Fungi; Ascomycota; Pichiomycetes; Pichiales; Pichiaceae
Exons: 1
Coding region: 1-1302 (433 amino acids)
Biological process (GO): cell wall mannoprotein biosynthetic process; protein N-linked glycosylation
Cellular component (GO): membrane; Golgi apparatus
Molecular function (GO): alpha-1,2-mannosyltransferase activity
Source: RefSeq, a predicted model, not a curated record